AUGCUUUUCUUCUCUAAGCGCAAGCUAAGGGUUCUGGUGCUUGUUCUAGGGAUAGCUUUUUUAAUCGCAGCUACGACCAGGGCGGUAAUACAAUUUCAGCUGGGCGAAGAAGUGAAUCAUUACAAUACCUACUUCAGCACUCACAAGGACAGCCUUCAUGACAUAUAUGAUCCAUUGAAUAUUAAGCAAAUACCCUAUGAGACAAUCAACGUGUUGUAUGAGAACCGUGUGAUGGAAGAGGGCCAGCGACAGAAAUCUAUCGACUGGAGCAAGUUUGCGUAUGUGAGUUAUGCCACGGAGCCAGAAUACCUUUGCAACACUGUCAUUUUAUUUGAAAAACUCAAACAAUUCGGAACUAAAGCCAAACUGGUCGUUCUGGUCUCAAAGGAUCUUUUAGAUUCGGAAAAUUCCGAUCAAAUAGUCUGUGAAAGGCUUCUGGAGCGAAUAAGGGAAGUUGACUCAGAGCAAGUUGUCAUUAAACUAGUGGAUGAAAUUGCUAAGCCAAAAGAUUCAACUCCUUGGAAUAAGAGCUUCACGAAGCUUUUAGUCUUCAACCAAACAGAAUAUGAACGCAUUAUAUAUCUGGACAGCGACGCUGCAUUGUUCGACAGUAUGGACGAACUCUUUUUUUUACCCUCAUAUGUCAACUUUGCUGCUCCACUAACGUAUUGGUUCAUUUCUGAAUCUGAUUUGCAAGCUUCCUACAAAGAGAGGCGAUCGGACAACAAAACACCCGUAAAACUGGAAAGUGUCAUCAAAACCCUGAACACUAGAGCAAAAAAGGGACAACCGAUCUACAAUCAUCUACCUAGUCUACCAAGCUCACUGGUAUUCCGGUCUGGUAAAAUCGCAAAAGAGAUUACUGAGUCCAAUUCUUUGUUAGCGAAUUUGUUCAAGUUGAGAAGGGGGACCACAAGCUCCAGGGUGAAAUUCGCUUCUGACAUAAUGGUUAUCAAACCCAAUAGCCUUACCUUCCAAAAGAUUGCUCAACUUUUAAUUCCAAAUAGUUGGGGACAAAAGGAACAAUAUGACAUGGAUCUGAUCAAUGAUGGUCUAUACAAUCUCAAAGAGAUAAUCAAUUCUCAAUUCCUGCUAUUUCGAAAGCUAAGAAGUGCAUUCGUUCCGGAAGUAAUGGUUCUACCUUUUGGUAAAUACGGCCUUCUGACGGGCUCUGUUCGUGAAAGAUUUCACCAUGAGCUCAUGGCCAAUGACAUUUUAGGCUAUAAAAAAUCCCAAGACGCUACCGGACCUUCGCUUGACUCUUUAGUCGCGAAUUGCAAAUACAUUCACUACUCGGAUUGGCCUAUAAACAAGCCAUGGCUGUAUUCUUCUUUCGACGAGCUGAAAUGUAAGCCGAAGGACAAGAAUGAAGAGCUUGAUGUAGAAAUGUGCAAGACCUGGAAUUCAAUCUUACAAGGCUUCUGGGAUUCUAAACACAUGUGCCAAGCGUGA
Molecule: messenger RNA, 1452 nt
Organism: Lachancea nothofagi CBS 11611
Lineage: Eukaryota; Fungi; Ascomycota; Saccharomycetes; Saccharomycetales; Saccharomycetaceae
Source: the annotation of a GenBank genome assembly